UUUACUACAAUGAGCCUCUUUUGGACCGCAAUGUCCGCAGCUGACGAGUGUCAUGACGCAUCACACCCUCGGGGCCAGGUCUGGUGGUUACUUGAGGGGGAUGGGAUGAGGAUGAGCUGGAGAAGGGGUCAGAUCCGGUGUCCCUGCGUGUGA
Bipolaris victoriae FI3 is the source of this 153-nucleotide messenger RNA. RefSeq lists its product as hypothetical. Lineage: Eukaryota; Fungi; Ascomycota; Dothideomycetes; Pleosporales; Pleosporaceae. The record is from RefSeq and is a predicted model, not a curated record. The transcript has a single exon. The annotation marks the transcript as partial.